AAUUGGCUUUAGUAUGACGAGGAGGAAAUGAAGCAUUGCAAUGAGUAUGUCUCGCGCCUGCUGUGCAGUCAUGGUUCCAUUUGAGGACGUACUGUCUCAGGUGAGAAAAGCUUUACAGGUCAGCCCUAGCCUACUGCACGAGCUUCUCAGAGAGCUACACGAGGCCAAUGUCUUCUCCACCCAGUAUUACCAGUCUCUCUACAAGGAUGGUGAAGAUGGAGAGCAGCAUUUGCGUGACGUUUUUUAUAAUGAUCCAGAAGAUCUGGCCAGAAGACUCUCUUUGCCUAUCUGGCAAAACUGGGACAUCAGUCAAGGCAUCCUGGAUUCAGUACUCUCCAAAGAGGAGGAUAUGGUUCCUUCUUAUGCUGAAUCGCAAGAUAUUGUCCCAGACCCAAUGUCUGAACUUUUACCUGACAAUGUCAUCUUAGAAUAUCUCGACUCACUUGAGGAGUUUAUUGAAGAAGAUUUCGAUCCCAAAUUCUUUGAUAACUUUUCAGUUGACACAGACACAACCUGCACGCCAAUACCAGAAGAUGCUUCUUUCCCAGAUGAAGUGCAAAGCAGAAAGCGAAAAGUUGAUGCAACUUCAAACAAAACCCGCAGAUCCAAACGCAACAAAAAAGCAACAGCGUGGCCUGAAAGUCCCUCAAACGGAAGGCCGCCCAACAUUACCCCUGAGAGUAGCUUCCAUCUGAGCUCAAACCCAUUCCAGCAUGUAUUACGCAUUCCCUUCAGCCCCCCUCUUCUGCCCCCUAGUGGAGGUUCACCACUACAAUUCAUCCAGACCAUCGGCCCUUAUACGGCGCCUCUAAUUGGCACUGUGGUUCCAACAGGACCUACAUACGUGAUUGUAUCUGCAGUGUCGCCCCAAUGUGUGAGUCCAGGCACUCAGAUAAUUCCUCUUUCACCUGCCGAUGGCACAGUUGCCCCGCCAGAGCUCACUGGUUCCGUACUUCCAGUUGGCUCAUCUUCAGACAGUGCAUGCCAGGGUUUGCCACCAGUAUCUGUAGACACACUCUCCCCUACAAAAGACCUCACACAAUCAGACUACAGCUUGAAAGGUUUACUGUUCGAUUUGUCUAUGUUUCCUCGCUGCAAGGACUCAGACUCUGUGUUCAAACACAUUCUGUCCUGUCCUGAUGAAGUUCUAAUUAUCUUUGACAGCUUUGAUCACAUUAAAGACUUUGAGGGGCUUCUCCAGUCCCCUGCGAAAUCACACACAAACACUAAAUACACCAUCAAACAGCUAUUUUCAGGUUUGUUCCAAAAGGAAAUCCUCUCGGGCUGCACGCUUCUCAUCGCCACGAGGCCUAAAGACGUUUUAAAUCAGGUGCUGCGAAAAAUGGACAGCCUUUUGGAGCUUUGUGGCUUCUCUCCUGAGGACAUUGAGUUGUAUACGUCAAAAUAUUUCGGGGAUGCUUCCCUCCAAGAAAGUGCACUAAAACAGAUUAAGAAUCACAGAUACAUAUCCAGUUUAUGCUCCAACCCGCUACUUUGUUGGACUACAUGCUUCCUGCUCGAGCACCAAGACAGCUGCAAUGAUGAUUUGCCUUCGACCCUCACGGACUUGUACCAAAGAGUGACCUCAAAGCAUCUGCAACUAGCUAGCCUUGAAAAUAGCUCACUGUGUAAAAAUAGAAAACAGCUGGACAUCCCACAGUUGUGCCUUAACCACUGA
Sinocyclocheilus rhinocerous is the source of this 1678-nucleotide messenger RNA. RefSeq lists its product as uncharacterized. The coding region runs from base 41 to 1678 and encodes 545 amino acids. Gene Ontology annotation, biological process: positive regulation of MHC class II biosynthetic process; positive regulation of MHC class I biosynthetic process; positive regulation of transcription by RNA polymerase II. The record is from RefSeq and is a predicted model, not a curated record. Lineage: Eukaryota; Metazoa; Chordata; Actinopteri; Cypriniformes; Cyprinidae. The transcript has 11 exons. Gene Ontology annotation, molecular function: ATP binding.